Messenger RNA from Echinostoma caproni, 1005 nucleotides. Lineage: Eukaryota; Metazoa; Platyhelminthes; Trematoda; Plagiorchiida; Echinostomatidae. The record is from the annotation of a GenBank genome assembly.
AUGCUGUGCGACGUAGGGCACACUGACGACAUUUUCUUUUCAAAUGAAUGGAGGAUGCCUUAUUUGGCAUUGGUCUUCUUCUUGCUGCUGGCAUUGGGAAAUGUAAUGCUGGGUUUGUUUUCUGCCCGGACAGCUGAUCUACCUCCUUCCUUGAUAUCACCCUCACAUGGGUUUAAUGAAUUUUCCCCAUCCGCCUACGAUCAGUUGGUAAUUUACAACAGAAUCCCAAAGACAGGCAGUACAUCAUUGGUGAACUUGGUAUAUCAUCUAUGGAAACGGAAUUCAGUUCGUGUUGCGUUGCUCAACGUGUCUCACAACGGAUUGUUUCUUAAUCGCAUGAACCAGCUGUACCUUGUAUGGAACAUGACUGAACGUGUCAGUGCACAACAACCACUAUUAUUGCACGGUCAUUUUGCCUAUUUGAACUUUGCUCAAUUCGGUUCAUCUCUACGUCCGAUCUACUUGAACAUGGUUCGUGAUCCGCUCGAACGUUUGGCAUCUUACUACUAUUUUAUACGUUUUGGGGAUGAUUUCCGUCCGAAUCUCACUCGUCGUCGUAUGUCCGACCCGAAUCAACGGAUUCUCACAUUUGACGAAUGCGUACAAACCGGCGGCGUGGAUUGCAACCCAAAUGAUCUUUGGGUUCAGGUGAGCAAAAUUUAUCCACAUUAUAUGCGCCUCCUUUUGAGCUGUUUUCAGCUGUAUUGUAUUGUGUGCAACUUUUGCAAGCAACUGAAGUUUACGGUUCAGUCAAAAUUAUUAUACGUGGCCACCGUCACAGGGAACAUGCAUAACGGGGGAAAAUGUUUGGUUUGGAUGUCUAAUGUUGAUUACCAUCCUUCGGAAUAUGCAAUGACGGAACUAGCGAACAAAAGACAGCUGAAACGUUUUGUUCGAGUCAAGUCAAGAAAUGCUUUAUGCACCCAAAGGGUGAAUUUUCAGAAAUUUACGAACUUCUACAGUGUAUAUGUAAAACAAAUUGCGAUUAACAAAAAAAGACAGUAA